AUCGCGCGGGGUGGCGCCAUGGGCGCGGAAGGCGCGGGGAGCCGGCGGGCCUUGCGGGAUCUGCUGCAAGAGGCGGAGAGCAGCCUGCUAGAGUGCCAGGUGUGCUUCGAGCGGUUCGAUUUCGCCGUGGCAAGGCGGCCGCGCAGCCUGCCCUGUGGCCAUGUGGUGUGUGCGUCCUGCGUGGACACCCUGGCGCAUCGGGGGCGAGCAGGGGCGCAGCUCGAGUGUCCUUUCUGCAGGGGGACCUGCCCGGUUUCGGGGGCCCGCGAUUGCCUGCCGGUGCUGCAACUCCUGGAGCUCCUGGCAUCCUCCUCACAGCCGGUGCUGCACCCCCGGAUUGCUUGCAAAUCCGAUCCACGCGUGUUCGGGGGCUGGGGGACUUUGGUGAACCCCAAGGGGUUGGCGCUGUGCCCCCAAACCAGGCGGAUUUGGGUGUUGCAUGAAGGCCAGGACAAACUCAAGAGUUUCCACUUUGGGGGGACCCACGCGCGACAAACCACGCGUGGACAGGGCUUCCUCAAAUACCCUCUGGAUGUCACUAUCUGUAGCAAAGGCCACGUAGUGGUUACAGAUGCGGGGGACCGAGCUGUCAAAAUCUUUCAGGCCCAGAGUGGGUGCUGCCAGCUAGUGCUGGGCACCCAGUUCUCCCUGCCUUGGGGGGUGGCAGCCACCCCAGAGGAUCAGAUCCUGGUGACAGAUGCAGAAGCGGGGACCCUACAGCGCCUGGAUGUGGACUUCAGGACAGGGGUGCUCCAAGCUUGCAUCCAGCUGCUGGGGGGCCUGUGUGGUCCCAGGGCUGUGGCUGUGUGUGCUAGCAGUGGGGCUGUGGCCGUGCUGGAGUGUCCCCUGGCCCUGCAGGCACGCAAUUGCAACAGCAGUAGCACCACCUUGAAGGUGUUCGAUGCCCAGAUGCAACUUCUGGCCCUGCUGGACACUUUGGGGUUCAGUCUCUUCCUCCCCACCCAGAUCUCCAUGUCUGCAGUGGCUUUUGACCAUCAGGGGAACGUGGUGGUGGCUGAGACUCGAGGCCCUGCCGUGCUGUGCUUGGGAAAACCCAAUGACUUGCCAGUCUUGAGGCCUCUGGUGAUCCAGGGCCUGGCUCGUCCAGUGGCUUUGGCCUUCACCAAGCAGGAUUCGCUUCUAGUCCUGGACAGCGAGACACAUUCGGUGAAGAUCUAUGGGAUGGAAGAUGAUGAUAAUGGAGAAUGA
Molecule: messenger RNA, 1209 nt
Organism: Suncus etruscus (white-toothed pygmy shrew)
Lineage: Eukaryota; Metazoa; Chordata; Mammalia; Eulipotyphla; Soricidae
Gene: NHLRC1
Product: NHL repeat containing E3 ubiquitin protein ligase 1
Exons: 1
Coding region: 19-1209 (396 amino acids)
Biological process (GO): proteasome-mediated ubiquitin-dependent protein catabolic process; protein polyubiquitination; negative regulation of translation
Molecular function (GO): protein binding; translation repressor activity; ubiquitin protein ligase activity
Source: RefSeq, a predicted model, not a curated record